Messenger RNA from Bathycoccus prasinos, 3057 nucleotides. RefSeq lists its product as hypothetical. The transcript has a single exon. NCBI's taxonomy places the organism in Eukaryota, Viridiplantae, Chlorophyta, Mamiellophyceae, Mamiellales, Bathycoccaceae. The coding region runs from base 1 to 3057 and encodes 1018 amino acids. The record is from RefSeq and is a predicted model, not a curated record.
AUGACGAGCACGACGCCAAACAACAACAACAACAACAACAAUAAAAACAACAUGGCUUUGCAAAUGAUGCAAGCGUUUCGAAACACGCCUUCCAUGGACUUGAACCAUCUCUCGAGAGGCGAAGCCGAGCAAUUAAACAGACGGUGUUUAGCGUUGGAGAUGGAAUGCGAGGAACUUCGUUUGGACGUGGAGGAGUUGUUGGAAGAGAAGAAAGAUUGGGAAGAAAUGGAAGAGACGCUCGAUCGAGAGUGCGCGAAAGCGGACGAGGAGUUCAAAGAGAAGAGAAAAGAGUGGCUGAAAACGAGAGAGGAACUGGAGAGAAUGAAGAAGAGUCACGAGCACGAGAGAACGCGGAGGAAAGAGCUGGAAGACGAGAUGCGUUCGUUGGAGUCAAACGACUACGAAGUCACGAAAAUGUCGCGAAGAAACGCGCAGUUGGAGAAGAAUCUCGAAGAGAUUUCGCAUCAAGUGGAAGCGUUGGAGAGCGCAAAUACCAAAGCAAAGAAAGAGAUGAAGAAGUUGGAGAACGAACUCUCGGAUUUGGAAGAAGCUUUGGAGGAGAAAACGGCGGAAGCGGAGGCGCUCGAGGCGGAGAAGAAAAAGCUGAAAAAAUUGAACGACGAGCAACGACCGGCUUUGGAAACUGCAAAACGUAAGAUGAACGACUUUGCGAAAGAACUCGGGUACAAAGAAGAACAAAUCGUGAAAUUGGAAACGCAGCUGGAAGAUAAGAGCAAAGAGUUGAAGCAAGAGGCGUUUUUGCGCAAGGAGCAAACGAACCUGUUGAACGGCGUACAAAAAGACAUCCUUGCGAAACAAGACGAAAUUCAUAAACAGGAUGUGCAAAUCCAAAAGCUCGAGGCGGAUAAACUUCACAAGUUGAAGCAAGCUGGGACAGAGUUCGAGAAAGAGUUGAAUCUUCGCGAGGCAGAGGUGGGGAAAAAAGAGAAGUUAGCGGAGAAACUCCAAGCGCGCGUGGACGAAGUGGAGGAAAAGCACAAGAAAGCACUCAGCGAUUUCGCCGCGAAAGAACGAGAUUUUAUCGCGAAAGAGAAGGCGCUGAAAGAGGAAUUCGCAAAGAAAGAAAAACAAAGCUCGCAAACCGCGAAAGAACGAGAAAAAGAUGUUGGGGAGGCGACGAAGAAGAUAUCGGCGCGAGAAAAGGAGCUCGAAGCCAAGGAAAAGACGAUGGCGAAAGAGCUCGAGAAGAAGAAAGCAGAGUUGGAGAAAUUGGUCAAGGAAGACAUUGCCAAAAAUGAGAAAGAAUACGCGCAAAAAGCAAAGACACUGGAGAGCGAGAGCGAAAAGCUCACGGCGAGAGAGAAAGAGCUCGUGACGAAGGAGAAAAACUUGGAAAAGGAGCUUUUGAAGAAGAACGCCGAGUUGGAGAAAUCGCUGCACGAGAAAAUCGGAAAGAAAGAGAAAGAGACUUCGAACACGGCGAAAACUUUAGAGAAAGAAAGAGAGGAAAUGACGAAGAGUUUAGCCGUUCGAGAAAAAGAGCUCGAGUCAAAGUAUUUAGCGAAAGAGAAAGAGCUCGAGUCAAAAUAUUUAGCGAAAGAGAAGAUCGAUGCGAAAGAGCUGGCGCGAAAAGAAAAAGAGUUUGCAAAGAAACAGGCGGAGUUAGAACAACGCUUGGAAUAUGAAGCAGAUCAACGUUUGCAGGAAGCAGCGGAGAAGGAGUCUGAGCUUAACGCGAGGGAGAAAGAGCUCUCGCGAGAGAUUGCGGCGAAAGAGAAAGAGCACAUGCGUAAGUUGGCCGCUCAAGACAAAGCGAGUUCACAAGCUGCCGCGGAGAAAGAGCGAGAAAUUGCAGAAAAAGAAAAGGAAGUCCAAAGAAAGUUGCAGGCGAGAGAGAAGGAAGCCGCUGAAAAAAUAGCUGCCAAAGAGAAAGCUGCUGAACAGAAGGAACGUAAACUUCGCGAAAAGGAGGAAGACGCGAAGAAAAAGUUGGAAGAGAAGGAGAAGAAAACGGCAGAAAAAUUAGCGGCGCAACAUAGAGAAGCGUGUGAAGCCGUCGAGCUCGAAAAGCGCGCGUUGACUGAGAAGGAGAAAGAGCUCGAAAAGGAAAAAGCAAAACUACGAAAGAGUUCCGGACCGGUUUCGCCAACAUUUUUCUCAUCGCUUUUAUCGCCUUCGAGGAAAGCAACACCGCCAACCGCCAAGAAAGAAUCAACAACGCCGGCGAUUAGUCCAACGACGUCGAUGAAGAAGACACCGAAAAAUAGGAGCCAUGUCGAUGCCGUGGACGCCAAGAAAGCCAAGGUGGAAAACAACGCCUCCGCUACCAUGGGAGCGGGCUUUUUGCAAAGCGUAAAGAAAGCCACGAGUGCUGGUGUGCUUGGUGUCGGGCAAUACGCUCACUCUUGUUUGAAACCGUUGAUUGGAGGCUCGCACGAAGAGUUUUCACCGCCGGAAGCCGCCGCUCCGAAGUCGGCUUCGAAGGAAAAAAGUGUAGUAAAAAAGUCCACCGCGGCAAAAGUGGCAAAGAAACCGUUUGAAGAGAACAAGUCGCCGCUGAGUCGAGCGAUGAAAAGAUUAGAAGAUACCAACAGUGCUCCUCUCUCCGAAGUUGAGAAAGAGAAAGAUGUUCCUUCGCUCAAGCGUCGCGCAUCCAUGGAACUUCCUAUUCCAACUUCUGCUUUAAAGAAAACGCCUCCUCCUUCUACGGCCAAGACACAAAGACGCAAAUCGCGGGUCUGGGGAAACGACGACUCGAACGUAGCGGCCGCAAAGGCAGUAGCUCUGGCGACAGCGCAACCGUCGCCAAAGAAAGUUAUCGACCCCAGAACAAAAGAAGAAGAUGCCCCAGAGCCGAAGAAGCGUGGUCGCAAACCCAAAGCGAAAGCAGUGGAGAAAACGGUCCCGGUCAAGAAAACGACGACAACGAAAAAGCCAAAAGCGGCGGUAGCGGCGAAGAAGGCGACAGCAACGAAAACAACAAAAACAGCAGUAACAACAAAAGUAGCGAAAAAGCCAAAAGCGGCCACGGCAAAGAAGAAGAGCGCGGCGACUCCCGUGAAAGCGACUAGAAAAUCUUCCCGCACGCGAAAGUAA